CUUCCUCUCUUCCUAUCUCCGUCGGCUCGGCUCAGUAGUUGAGCAGGCUUGCGCUGAGAGACGAGGGCUGCUCCCGUUCGCCUCCGCUCACAGCGACACCAUACAUUCCGCCACCAUGGCCGCCACGGACGUUGACGUGUUUUCGAACGAAGAGAAGCGCAACCUGAACUUGGGCGGACAUGUCGGAUUCGACAGCCUCCCCGACCAACUGGUCAGUAAAUCGGUCACGCAGGGGUUUUGUUUCAACAUCCUCUGUGUGGGGGAGACUGGCAUCGGCAAGUCGACGUUAAUGAACACGCUCUUCAACACCAUGUUUGAGAACGAGGAGGCCAGCCACUAUCAGAACGGGGUGUAUCUGCGGCCGCGAACAUACGACCUGAAGGAGAGCAACGUCCAGCUCAAGCUGACCAUCGUCGACACCGUCGGCUUCGGCGAUCAGAUCAACAAAGAGGACAGUUACAAGCCCAUCGUCAACUACAUCGACACAGAGUUUGAGAACUACCUCCAGGAAGAGCUGAAGAUCAAGCGCUCGCUCUUCAACUACCACGACACCAGGAUCCACAUCUGCCUUUACUUCAUCGCCCCGACGGGACACUCCCUCAAGUCUCUGGACCUCGUCACUAUGAAAAAACUGGACAGCAAGGUCAAUAUCAUUCCCAUCAUCGCCAAAGCGGACACAAUCUCAAAGAGCGAGCUGCAUAAAUUCAAAAUAAAGAUUAUGAGUGAGCUGGUGAGCAACGGAGUCCAGAUAUAUCAGUUCCCAACGGACGACGAAACCGUCAGCGAGAUCAACUCCUCCAUGAACGCACAUCUGCCCUUUGCUGUGGUCGGGAGCGUGGAAGAGGUGAAGGUGGGCAACAAAACCGUGAGGGCCAGACAGUACCCAUGGGGUAUUGUGCAAGUCGAGAACGAGAGCCACUGCGACUUUGUGAAGCUCCGAGAGAUGCUGAUCAGGGUCAACAUGGAGGAUCUGAGGGAGCAGACCCACGCUCGCCACUACGAGCUGUACCGACGCUGCAAGCUGGAGGAGAUGGGCUUCAAAGACACGGACCCCGACAGCGAGCCAUUCAGCCUUCAAGAGACUUACGAGGCCAAGAGGAAAGAGUUCCUGGGGGACCUGCAGCGUAAAGAGGAAGAAAUGCGACAAAUGUUUGUCAACAAGGUCAAAGAGACGGAGGCAGAGCUAAAAGAGAAGGAGCGAGAGCUGCACGACAAGUUUGAGCAGCUGAAACGAAUGCACCAGGAGGAGAAGAGGAAGGUGGAGGAGAAGCGGCGCGACCUGGAGGAGGAGAUGAACGCCUUCAACAGGAAGAAGGUGGCGGUGGAGACGCUCUCCUUAGCUCAGCCCAUGAAGAAGGAGAAGGACAGGAAAAAUUAAUUUGUGGCCGCUGUAAACCCUCCCACACACGACCAUGGAUUUGUCCUCCAUCACCAUUGCAACGACAUCACUUUUUGUUUAUUUGUUUUUGUUUUUACAUUCCAUCUUGACAUUGUGCACAUGGACCAAAGACACUGAGGAUGAUGAUGAUCAUGACGAAGCCACAGGAGAGAAAAAGUUCACUUGCCAACAAUGGCCAUCUCAUUCAUUCAGGAUCUUUCAUUCUAUGCUUUUCUAUCUAUAUAUAUAUCUAUAUAUAUAUAUAUAGAUAUACGCAUUUUGUUUUUCUAUGUUGUGAAUCAAAGAUUGUGUUUUUAUGUGUUUUUUUUUUGUUUUCCAUCAGCUUACAGAAACAAACGUUGAUCCUUUUGGUACUAAGACGGUGGGCAGGUCAUUUGAAAGCCAUCGACACGUAUUCAAAGGAUGUAGGAUGUGCUCAAUUUUAUUCCACUCUGACAUUUAAAUUACUAAUCAAAGAUAACAGUAAAAUCCAAACAAGUCUUUUUAAAUACCCGAGCGGUUUGAAGUGUUGUCCAGGUGUGUUGUGCCUGUUUUUGUAAUCACAAUAAUUUAGAUUAUGUACAUUUCACAGUAUAAUAAAUCCUGAGCCUAAAUAAUAUUUGUCAAGCAAUAAAACCAAGUACCUGUUUACUGUAUGAAUCAAUAUAUAAACACAGGUACUGGCCACCUCAAGCUUAGUCUUAAUAAAAAUAUAUGCAACGUUCUGGUGCUGUUUCAUAUUGACUCAAUAAAUGUAUGUUAAUAUUUUCUAGAGCUUACUUGACUUACUAUGCAACAUGUACUAGCUUUUGAAUACGAUGGUAGAACAUUUUCCACAAAUGAUGGGACUUUAUCGUAAACCUUGAGUGACUGCCUCGAUGUGACACGCCACCAGGAAGCCAGUAUGUACACGUGCACACGCACACAGGGAUUCACACACACGCCUCAGCUCGCUGUCCGAUGGGUGGACUCGGAGAGAGAAGCUGUAUUUACUGUCUGUCGCUGGAAAUAAAUGCAACCCCCCCCCCCACCCCCCUCACCUCCACGACUUUGAUGUGUCUCUGCCUCCAUUUGUUUGAUGAUAUUCUGCAAGAUGAAAGUGAAGCACCUCUUGUGCGCGUACAAAAAAAACAACACACACACACACAGUCAUAACUGUAGCUGUAACCGCAACAGCUGUCAGCUUGAGGCAGCGUUUCCUGUUUGUCGAUCUCUAACUGAGGAGCUGAGAGGUUUGUGCAGUCUGAAAAUAAUCCUCCUGUGCUGCUUACUGUGUGUGUUGGUGUGUGUGUGUUGUU
Molecule: messenger RNA, 2676 nt
Organism: Pungitius pungitius (ninespine stickleback)
Lineage: Eukaryota; Metazoa; Chordata; Actinopteri; Perciformes; Gasterosteidae
Gene: septin8a
Product: septin 8a
Exons: 10
Coding region: 116-1378 (420 amino acids)
Biological process (GO): intracellular protein localization; cytoskeleton-dependent cytokinesis
Cellular component (GO): cell division site; microtubule cytoskeleton; septin ring
Molecular function (GO): molecular adaptor activity; GTP binding; GTPase activity
Source: RefSeq, a predicted model, not a curated record